GAAAGAGAUAAAAAGGAAUUAGUGCUAAAGGAAUUAUGGGAUUACUUAAACAGGUUUGAUAAAGAUAAAGCAGAUAGAUUACUAAAGCAUUCCAGAUGGGAUAUGGAUAUUAAACUAAAGGAAGGAGCAGAAUUACCUAAAAUGUGUCUAGUAUAUCCUCUAACUCCUGUAGAACAAGAAGCAGUAGAGGAAUUUAUACAAGAAAACCUAAAGAAAGGAUACAUUAGAGAGAGUCAUUCUAAAAUUGUAUCACUAGUAUUCUUUGUAGGCAAAAAGGAUUCAGGAGCAAGGAUGGUUAUAGACUACAGGAAAUUAAAUCAGAUUACAGAACCUAAUCCAUUUCCUAUACCCAUAAUGCACACACUACUAGACUAUUUAAAGGAAGCAAAAUGGUUUACAACUCUUGACCUUAAAAGUGGAUACAAUAACAUUAGGAUAAAACAAGGACAAGAAUACUUACAAGCCUUUAGAACACAUAAAGGAUUAUAUGAACCACUAGUAAUGUAA
Molecule: messenger RNA, 507 nt
Organism: Fomitiporia mediterranea MF3/22
Lineage: Eukaryota; Fungi; Basidiomycota; Agaricomycetes; Hymenochaetales; Hymenochaetaceae
Product: pol poly protein
Exons: 1
Source: RefSeq, a predicted model, not a curated record